Aspergillus thermomutatus is the source of this 1845-nucleotide messenger RNA. Its product is annotated as putative PHD and RING finger domain protein. Lineage: Eukaryota; Fungi; Ascomycota; Eurotiomycetes; Eurotiales; Aspergillaceae. Bases 1 to 1845 code for a protein of 614 amino acids. The record is from RefSeq and is a predicted model, not a curated record. The transcript is spliced from 2 exons.
AUGGCCGACACUUGUAUUGUGUGCUUAGGAGACCUUGGCGAAAGCGCCAGCGAUCCUCUUGCCAUCGCCGCCGAGGCCGUGCCAAGACCUGACCUUCAAGUAGAAGGCAAGUCAAGUGACGCUUCUACCAAAACAGGCGGCGUGGAUGACAGUGAGGACGCAGGUCAAAUCGCCCAGCUACUCCCUUGCGGUCAUAUUCUACACAAUAAUUGCCUAAAACCAUGGGUCGAAAGGGCCAACAGUUGUCCUAUAUGUCGUCGCAGCUUCAACCUAGUGGAGCUGAGUGAUCGACUCGGAGGUCCUGUCAUCUCAUCAUAUGCGGUAGAGGACCGAGUUCAAGUGGCCGAUGUCGAUCCCUCAAUGGUCAUCGAUUAUGUAGACGAUGAUUUGGCUGACUUUCAACCUUGUCUGAUUUGUGGGGAUGCGGACAACGAAGAGCUGCUCCUUCUUUGCGAUGGCUGCGAUGCUCCGUCACAUACCUACUGCUUGGGGCUCGACGAUGUGCCAUCUGGACCCUGGUACUGUUCGCGGUGCCAAACCCAACGUGCCCGAGCAUUGUCGCCCGACACCGCUAGAUCUGUCAGGGCGCAUGAAAGGCGAUCUCGUCGCACGAGAGCACAGCAGCGCAGACUUCAAAGCAGGAAUCAGAUGAACUCUCUCCACUGGGCGCGAGUGUGGCAAUCUGUUUGGGAUCAUUUGAACCUGGACCUGGACUUUCCAUUCGACGAUGAUGGGGCUACUGAGCGUGCCCUCCAACAACAGCGCCGAGAGGAAGCCAAUCAACGAGAGUUUCGAGCUUGGCAACGCCGGUUCGAGGUUGCUGAGCGGCAAGGCGGCAGCAACCGGUUUCGGGACACUGCUGCUCUUCUUGACAUCGAGGCGCCACGGCCAUCACGGCCUCGCGUCCCAAGAGAACCGACCCCUGAACCGGAAUCUCUCGAAGAGAUGAGGGCUUGGAAUGCCUUUGAACGAGCUCGUGAAAUUGAAAACAACCCGAGUGCAGCAAGAAAGCGCAAGGAACCAACACUAUCCCCUUCACCGGAGCCUACCGAGCCGGAGCGGAAGCUCAAACGUCCACGGACCCGUCGGCCGCAAGAGCUAGCGGCUCUAGCCCUCCAAAACGGCGAGUCCUCAAGAGCUGCUGCGCAGGCUUCUGCUCGAAUCAAUGCUGAAGGUUCCAGCGAGCCCAGCUUCCUUCAGUCUCUCCUGAAAGAAGUAGAAGAGGCAUCGAAUCCCAGCGGUAGCAAUUCGCAUGGCCCAUCUGCGCCGGUUUCGGUUGCUCCCACGGACCACAGCACUAUCGGUCCAUCCUCUCCCUCCAUUUCGCCUGCUCCUUCCAAUCACUCUUCCCCUCGACUUUCAUCUACAACGCCUCCUCCAUAUCCGCGCAGCAGGCCCAUCUCCCCCAUACAACUUUCGUCGCCAACAGAUCAUUCGUCUCCUCCCUUCUCGCCGAUUAACGACACCCGGGAAACAACACCAUCGAACGUUGGGUCAAGCCGCCCACGUUCUCGAAUUCCUAGGGCAGCACUACGGUUUUCAGCACGGUCAACUGAAACCUCGCCCACUCGCCCUGGUCUAUCUCUGGCGGUCAAAUCCGAUAUUCAAAAGCUGGUUGGAGGAGCACUCAAACCGUAUUACCGUUCAAAGGUGGUCUCGAAGGACCAGUACACGGAUAUCAACCGUACUAUUUCGCGAAUGCUAUACGAGCGAGCGGGAAAUGCGCAGUCCCUAGACACCGAGGCCAAGAAUAGCUUUGAAAAAAUUGCCGCCGAGGAGGUUAAAAAGGCAAUUGAUGGUCUCCGAACGAAGGAUGAAGACUCCCUUGCGGAUAGUAGCUCUUAA